Balearica regulorum gibbericeps (East African grey crowned-crane) is the source of this 5352-nucleotide messenger RNA. Lineage: Eukaryota; Metazoa; Chordata; Aves; Gruiformes; Gruidae. The record is from RefSeq and is a predicted model, not a curated record.
AUGGUCACCAGCCCAAGCUCUCUGGGUGUGGGGCUAGGACAUGAGUCAGGGAAGAAGUUGGUAGUCAGGCAGAGUCCUCACCUGGCACCAAAGAGAAAACCUGAACAGCCCUUAUCUUCCUGUCUGCAACCUGCGGUGCUCUCCAGCAUUUCAUCUGAGCAAUUUGCUCCUCUUGUGCCCACGCAGAAGGAGCAACGUGAGAGUAGCCAGAGACUCCCAGAGGAGGAAAUUGAGAGCACAGAGAGACAUGGCAUUUCCUGUUUGCCAGAACCAGAGGUGCUGCAACCCAGAAAGGGCAUAUGUAGUACUGAAAUGAAAAGUACUGGCUCCAUAAUGCAGAUGCAAAUCCCAGAUCUUACUAAGAAUUUGGGGAUUCGGGAAUCCUUGUCUGAACCAAAACCUAAGGAAGAGGUAGAUAAGCCAGAGAAGUUGGAUAGGUGUUCUUUAAUUGGAUCAAGAAAGCCAGGGACACAGGAGAAAGAAAAGAGAUGCUUGAGCAAGAAAGGCGGGACAUCUUCGAUGAAGCCAAAACUAGAAGGUCGCCGAGAGGGGCGUAGAUCUGCCUUGCUAGAACUGCAUACACAGUGUCCAGAGUCCAAGAAAGGAGCUGUGAGUCUGCGGAAGAGGGGCAGAAAUGCACUGGUAUUACAGCAGCUACAGGGUCUGAGAAGCCAAGAACAACCAACAACCAGAGGAAAGGUGCACCAGCAUUGCAGGAAAGAAGAGCAGCAGAGCUCAAACCCUCAGAAAGGAGCAGACAGCCUGGAGCAAAGUGCAAAGGAAACAUGGAAAGCAAUUGAGCAAGUCUGCAGUACACAGGCUGUGAAAAAGCUUAAGACAAAUCGAAACAGAUCAGAAGAUUCCAAGGAAAAGGAACCUCACUACUCUAAAUCUCCUAUGGUUGCUACAUUAGGUGGGACUCAAAGCAAGACCUUUCUAUGCCAUCCUGUAACAAAAAAGUCUGGUGUGCAGUAUAAAAAAAGGAAACCCAGAAUUGAUCAAAUCAAGUGUUUGCAAAGUUCUGGUGUGACUGCAGCUGAAAAAGUGAGAAACUUAUCUGCAAAAUGUGAUGCUGAACAUUGCAGAAACGCCCUAAGCCAUUGUAACGGCUUGCUCUGUGCAACAGAAAAGAAUCCGUUUGUGAGAUUAGAGGCCUGUAGUUACAUCAAUACAUUUGUGAAGUCUUCAGCUAGUGGAACUUCCAGCAGUUAUAAAUUAAGUGGAUUCUUCCAUGUAGCCCAGAAUAAAAGAAAGCACGUUUUUCUCGAUGGUACUGUAGAACAGAGUGAUAUGGAUUGCAGCACUAGUAGAAUGCAAAAUGAGAGAUCGCCCGUAAAAGGUGGUUUGUUUAAUAGAGAAGAAAAAACUCAAAACAGAGAAGGCUGUUUUUCAUGCUGUCAGAGUGAAAACAGUAAGUGUUUAAGAGGAAAAAAGUGGAAUAUUGGUAGAAAGCCUAGAAAAAAGAUGAAAAUCACUGAGAAAUCAGCAGUGCAGAAUAUUUUCACAAACAUGGCUAAUGAAUGUAGUGAGAGUGAGUUACAAACAGAAGCAGCAGUUGCCAUGUCAAGCUCCUUUGCAGUCUUGGGACUAAAUCAUAAAGAAAUUACUCUGUCAGCUUCAUGUGAUCAUACACCAGAUCUUCAUAUAGGAAAAAAUACUCAUGAAGCAGAAAAUGUAUCAGUCUGGAGAAAGAGUAGUACCAAAUUACUUGCAUUUGAAGAUGGCUUUAAGAAGACAUCUGAGCCUUCAGUAAUAGCAAAAGGAGAAAAUUCAAACAGUGUGGCAUAUCAUUCUGCUGCCUCAGGUAGCCCGAGAGUGCUGGCUCAGGUCCGUGAUGUUUCUAGUUGUCACGAAAGCAAGACUGAUGAAAAAUUGAACAAAGUUAAUAAGAAAUUUCAGCAGUUUACUUGUCAAAGAACAAUACCUAUGACUGGUAAAAAUGUUUGGCCCUUUGAAUCUUGUGCCAGGACUUCUGAAUGGGUUCAUAAAAAUCAUAGGUCCAUCUCAGAAGGAAAAAGACAUUUGAGGGUUGCAUUUGAGGAAUCCUCUGAUAAAAGCAGUGUUAAAGCUGUGGGAAACAGUGCUGUGACUGGGAAUUUGAAACAGUUGGAUAUGUCAUUGGCAGAAAUUAACAAAGAAUCUGCACAUAAAAUAAUAGAUCCAAAUACUAAAUGUCUGACUUCACUUGAAACACCAGAAUCCUCUUCUGUGGAUAUUUAUGAGACACUGAAAAUGAGCAAUGAAAAUGUGAAAUCACCAGUUAGUAUGGAUAGAAGUGCCAUGGCUUUUAGCCAUGAUGAUGUGCAAGAAGUUAAAGCAACCUUCAAUUUUACAACAAAACAAAAAGAUAAAAAUAAAGGAGCUGUAACAAAAAGAAACCUGACUGUGACAGUCCAGAGUGGUACAUCUGCAGGUAACAAAACCAGAAUAAACUUCAGCCGUAAAGCAUCAGUAAUGAACCAGACAUUUUCUGAUGUAAAGCUAAUGAAAGUAUUGAACACUGGAAGCCUGACAAAAUUCAAAAUUCCUUUAUGCAGAAACAAACCUGAAUCUAGGAAAUUGAAAUCUGUCCAUUCUUUUGAAAGAAAAACCUGUAGUCCACUAGAGCUUCUUGACAGCACUAGUGUUUCAAGAAGACCGAAAACAGAUGAAGAGACUUCUUUGGUAAAUUCUAAGCAGCAGCCUCUUCCUGUCACGAGUGAUGCUACAUCUGCAGCUUCAAUGAAGAAAAAAGUAGUUGAGAUCAACAGUAAGGACUUGAAGCAUGAUAACCCUGAAAUCCUUUCAAAUGAGAUGUCUGCACUCCCUGAACAUUUUUCUUUAUAUCCACAUCCUUUUCUUGACAGACAACUAGAGUCAUCCGUGCCUGACUUCUGUGGUGCUGAAUGUGUACUAAAACCUAAUUUUCCUGAUCAUUCUUGGAAUGCAGUUGACCACCCCGUUGCAUUAGAAGUAAAUGAUAGCAAAUCAAGAGGGAAUCUUUCACAACACAAAAGUAAAAAUUUUCCAAAUAUUCUUGAAGCUUAUGAAGAAGAUGUUCUUGUCAUUGAUGUGAUUCAGGAUGACCCUGACCUUUUUGGAAUCAAUAAUGAAGAGGAGCUUGCACUUACAGAUUGUGAAAAUUGUCCUGUGAAGGCAUCCUUCACUAGCAUCUGCGCUAAAGACAAAAAGGAAGACCUUAAGCCUGAGUAUCCUGUUACCUCAGAAGAUACAGAUUCAGUAGGUGAUAAUUUUAGGCAGCUUGCUGUCAUUAUACUUGGUGCCAUUCACCAGGUACGAGCUUCCAAAAUCUGUGAUGAUGGCGUUGUUGUUUUACACAUUACCAUACAAGAAUCUGGAAUGUCGAAUGAUACUGAAAAUCGCUGUGACUGGGUGCUAAAAGCUAAAGAUAUUAAAACCCACAACUCCUCCAGAGGAAGCAGUCCUUUGGCAGGUGUUAAUGAGGACUCUCUUGAAGAUGGGCAACUGAGAGAACUAGAUGAGCUUUUAAAGAGUUUUGACAUGGAUGAAAAGGCUUCUCAUUCAGUCCAUCGGAUCCUCGAGAUGAUUGAAUUGCCCCGUAAAUAUUGCAGAUUUUAUUUCAUGACUUUGCGUGGGUGUGAAAGAGCAAAAUGUUGGUUUUGGCAUGUUCCUCAACAAGGAGAUGAAAAGGUUUGCAUGGCAAUACUUAGGACAUACAUUAGUAUCAAAGAAUCAGGCCUUCUAAAACGUGCAGUCCGAAUAUUUGUGAAAUAUUACAGAGAAGUUACUCCUGGUAUGGAUUUUGAUUCUCAAGUGCUGAAUGAUCUUCUUAUUUCUUUGCUCAAGAACUGUUUGUUGCAGGAAGUAUUUCAGAUAUUGAAUGUAACUGUACGAAUCAAUACACUGCCAGCUGUAGAUGUUCUUCUGAAAGUCUUUGAGCAUGUGGCUUCUUUGAAUAUAAGAGAUGCUGUGCCUACAUUACUUGGUACCUUUCGUAAGCUCAUUGAUGCUGGUAUGUUCCUUGAGUUUGAACAUUUUGACUAUAUCAUUAAGUUCCUUCACCAAUUGCAAGUUUCCAGUCAGGAAGUAAAUAUCGUUUUGAACAUAAAAUCCAGAUUUCAGGAAAGACAUUUUGAAAAGAACUGGCUUUUUGACUUCAGCUUGGCAGUGGCUGAAAUUCAGCAUUGCAAGGAAAAAAGUGAUUGGACCAAGCUGGGAGCUUUGUAUGUUAAUGCAAGAGCUGGAUGUGAACAUUUUGAUGAUCUUCAGAAAUUGUCUUUUUGUAUUGCUGAAAUACUAACCAGAGAUUCUGAGACAGACAGACCAGGAGUUCCUUUUUGUGAUUUUGCUGAUGCAGUAAUAAAAAAUCCACAACAUAACGAAGCAGACAGAAUUUUCAUUGGGAGGAUUGGGAUAAGUGUAAUGUAUUCUUAUCACAAAGUACUGCAGUGGAUAAAGGGAAGGAAGGUUUUGGAUAAAUUGCAUGAGCUACAGAUACAUUUUACAGUCUUGAAAGGACUUACAGGUGCAGAGAGGUUAGCAUCGAGAUGUCAAAUUGUUAAUAAAGCUGCAGAAAUUUUUCUUAAAACUGGAAGUUUGGAUGGAGCGACAUGGGUAUUGAGAGAGUCAGAGUGGACUACAAAUGCACCAUUGUGGCCCUGUGAUAAAAUGGACAUCCUUAAUCGACAUAAUCUGUUAUGUACACUAGUGCACAAAUACUUGAGGAAGAGUUUAUACAGGCAGGCAUUUGAAGUUCUGCAGAACUUACCAGGUUUUCAAAAUCAUUCCGAUACUGUAGAUGUUUCUCAGUACAGUUGCCUUUUUAACAAGCUGAUAAAUGCCUGUUUUGAGAGCAAGAACCUUGGGGUCUCAUCUUCUGCAGUAGACUUCAUGCUUUCAAAAAACAUAGCUAUUGAUUUUUUUUUACUUAGAGGAUUGAUCACAGCUUUGGGAAGAAGUUCUUUGUGGUCUAAAGCUAGGACCUAUUACAAAAGUGCUUUAUCAUUGGGUUGCUACCCACCACUGCAGGGAAAUUUGUAUCAGAGACUUUUGACGAUUCCAUCUUACCUGUCUGAAGUUGAGAUGCUGUUGGCCAUCGAAAUAUUUCUUGUUUCAAAUGCCAGUGAUAUUCAAAGUCCAAUGGCUACUAGUCAGACUCUUCAAAUAAUACUGAAAAGAUGUGAAGAUCAGACAGUUCAGAACAACAGUGACUAUCAGGCAGCAGUGGAGAGACUGAUCUUGGCCGCUCGUGUAUCUGAUCCAAAGCUUUUUCUCAAGCAUAUGACAAUGAAUGUUAAUAUGGAAGAAGUUUACAGCUUGGAGCUUACAUCUGCUCUAAAAUGGCUUCAGGAGAAUAUGAUAUGGGCUGGGAAGGUCUGGUUGUUCCAAUAG